GGACGGAACAACUGAUAGAUUGGUCAGAUUGAAGACAAUGUCUUCGCCAAUAUUGAGACCAUUGAGAGCUGUAGUGAUGACUUGAGCCGACUUUUGCGUCUUUGAUUGUCGACGUAAUUGAUGAUCGCAGUGUCGGUCGUUCAAUGGACGAGACUGCGGCCAAGCGAGCGGACGGCCAGUCUCUGCUAUUGCCGGGACAUGUGGUCAAAGAGCGGUGGCGAGUGAUUCGGCGAUUAGGAGGCGGAGGUUUCGGCGAAAUCUUCGAGUGUUUGGACUCUUCUUCACAACAAUUGGUUGCUCUGAAAGUGGAAUCAACUCAACAACAAAAACAGGUUCUUAAGAUGGAAGUUGCGGUUCUCAAGAAACUGCAGACUCAGUCGCAAAAUGUCUGUCGUUUCAUUGGUUGCGGACGUAAUGAACGCUUCAAUUACUGCGUAAUGACUCUUUUGGGCCGCAAUUUAGCGGAAUUGCGUCGUUCGGUUCAACACAUCAACCAAAAACCCGCUUUUUCUUUAUCCACGGCUUUAAGACUUUCGCAACAAAUACUUCAUUGCAUUGAAAGCAUUCAUUGCAUUGGAUUUCUUCAUAGAGACAUAAAACCGUCCAACUUUGCGAUCGGACGAACGCCACAAACGGCUAAACGUGUCUUUAUGUUGGACUUCGGUCUGGCCAGACAGUACAUCAUCUCGAGCACGGGUGAAGUGCGUCCUCCUCGCGUUGCGGCCGGUUUUCGAGGAACAGUUCGGUACGCUUCGGUGAACGCGCAUAAGAACCGCGAAAUGGGACGACACGACGACUUGUGGUCUUUGUUUUACGUUUUGGUGGAAAUGGUCAACGGAAGUCUUCCGUGGCGUAAAGUCAAAGACAAGGAUUCCGUGGGUCUAAUGAAGGCCUCCUUCGACCACCGCCUCCUUCUCAAGCAUUUGCCGCAAGACUUCCGGCAAUUCCUCGAACACAUCGAAUCUCUACAAUACGCCGAUUCUCCCGAUUAUCAGCUUUUAAAUGCCGUUUUCGAAAGAGCUAUUCGUCGAAGAGGUAUUCGAUGUGAAGAUCCCUUCGAUUGGGAUCAAACUCAACGCAAUCCCAAUCCAGAGGCAGCUGUUGUUCCCGCAGCCGAAGCUUCAGUCGGCUAUUACUCAGAAGUGGCGGCCAAUGAACGCCCGAUUCCUAUCACUGACAGAACGCCUGUCGUGUCGGCACAUGCGCUACAAUCACGCGAAAACAUCGACGUCCCGGACGACAGACCGACGCGUCGUUCCGAACGACCGCCGGACGACACAAAGGCGACUGUCGUUUCGGCGCACAAAUGCACCGACUUUUCGGUUGUGACGCAAAUGAACGCGUGCGCCGACGAAUUAUCACUGCAAAGACCGCAAACGGCGCGCGACCGCAGAAAUGUCACGCAAUACUGCGUUUCAAAUUUUUGGGAAAAAAGCGUUGCUUUUAAUGACGCAAACGAUGACGUCAUUCAAGACAUGGAUUUCGAUACCGAAAGACGACUUCCGGUCGAAACUCAAGACGACGUUAAGCCGUCUCCAGUACCGCAAUACAAACCGCCGAUGUUGUCAUCUAACGCUUCCAAUACUUACCCGAUUUGCAAGCAUUUAAUGGGAUUUCGAUCUCAAAGUCUUUCGCAAAUCCCUUUUAUGAGCGCUGAAGACGCGACGCCCGACCGUCGUCUCGGACGACGACAGUGCGACGUCGCGGACGACGCGCCGCUGACGUGGCCGACACCUUCGAGAUCUCAAGAGUCGCAACUCAUUCGCUCUCUUUCUUUGCAUUUCUGGUCGUCUUCUAGUCGUCGAGUCAUUCGUCCGCCGCAGACACCGCCUGAAGAGGCACUCGAGCCGUUGGCCGAAGCGGUGGCGCGAAUGAGGAAAAAGUUCUUUCAUUAGUUGUCACGUGAUUUUUGGUUUUUAUUUAAGCAAUAAAUUCGUAUUCAUUUCGACUUUAAUUCGACUUUAAUUUG
Molecule: messenger RNA, 1969 nt
Organism: Oppia nitens
Lineage: Eukaryota; Metazoa; Arthropoda; Arachnida; Sarcoptiformes; Oppiidae
Gene: Asator
Product: tau-tubulin kinase homolog Asator-like
Exons: 4
Coding region: 144-1895 (583 amino acids)
Biological process (GO): peptidyl-serine phosphorylation; signal transduction
Cellular component (GO): cytoplasm; nucleus
Molecular function (GO): ATP binding; protein serine/threonine kinase activity
Source: RefSeq, a predicted model, not a curated record